This is a messenger RNA of Ilex paraguariensis (yerba mate), 3173 nucleotides long. NCBI's taxonomy places the organism in Eukaryota, Viridiplantae, Streptophyta, Magnoliopsida, Aquifoliales, Aquifoliaceae. The record is from the annotation of a GenBank genome assembly.
AUGGGGCAUGAGUUGAAGAAGCUAUUAACAGCAAUUUCUCUAUCAGCAAUCUUUUUCUUGUACAGUGCGAGUGCUUGGACUGGUGAAAUUCUUGGAAGAGUUGUCUGUGAUGUAUGUGGGGAUUCUUCCAUUGGUCCUGAAGACCAUGUUUUGGAAGGUCAAUUCCUAACCCUUCUCUCUGUCUCUGCUUAUUUUGAUGCGUUUCCCUCAGACUUCAACAUCUUGGCGUUUUUCAUUUUCCCAAAAUAUAGAGGCUUCCAUCAAGUCAAUAUCCCUCUAGCGUCUCCAAACAUCCCAUAUGAUAUAAACCCUCUAUCAGUUAUGCAAUCCGGGUUAGAUCUCUUGUUGAUUCCCCUAACUGCAUUGAUCACAGUCUCUGGAUUGUUGUAUCAUGGUUCAGAGAUAGGGCUUUCAGGUGCUGAGGUUGCUGUUCUUUGCAUAACAAAAUCUGGGGAAGUUCUAAAUUAUCAGGCAUUCACAAACUCUAAGGGCAUCUACACAGUGGCAGAGACAAUGCCAGAGAGUGAUCGCUGGGAUGCAUGCCUGGCAAGACCUAUUAGCAGCUUUCAUGAACACUGCACCCAUCUCGGUGAUGGCAGCUCGGGCAUCAAGUUCAGUUACAAGCAUCCAUCGGGCUAUUCUUAUGCUGUCAGACCUUUUGUGUAUCGUCCUGCUAAUAUUCCAAUGAUAAAGUCUCAAAAGUUGACUUGUCAAGUUCGGUGGUCCGCCAGACCAGGGAAAGAGGGAAGUCCCGCGAAUAACGUUAUUCUCCUUCUCCUUUGCCAUCCCCAUCUCUCUCCUCUUCUUUACAGGGAGAAAAUCCAAACGAGAUUUGCGUUGCGGUACGAUCAGGAGCUGCUUGGGCCCUUGUCAAUCAUGAUACAGCUUGCAAAACAAUUACGAAAAGCUUUCGGGGCUUCAUUUCUAUGGCUUGUCUGCUUGAUUUAUUUUACUCAGGGUUUUAGAUCUUUUGUAUGGACAGCAGUUUCAUAUCAGCUGAAAGACAAUCUAAAGUUGUCGCCCUCAGCCUCCCAGUUUGUGUCAUCAAUAGCAUUUUUCCCAUGGAGCAUAAAACCGUUAUAUGGAAUCUUGUCAGAUUGUAUCCCAAUUAGAGGAAGAAAAAGGAUUCCAUACUUGAUGAUUGCAACUCUACUCUCUCUCUUCCCAUGGGUCCUUUUAGGCCUCACUGCAUCCUCAAGGAAUUCCAAAGUGCAGCUUAUGACUUUAUUGUCAUUGCAGAACCUGGGCUCUGCAAUGGCAGAUGUUGUAAUCGAUGCGAUGAUAGCAGAGGCAGUGAGAUUUGAGCGGGCCUCAUUUGCUGGCGAUCUCCAGUCAAUAUCUUGGAUGGCUAUGGCCUUGGGAGGAAUCGGUGGGAGUUUGCUAGGAGGAUAUGCAUUAACUAACUUGCAGAUAGAUAAAAUUUUUCUUCUUUUCGCUGUAUUACCAAGCAUGCAGCUAUUAUCCUGUGGUUUGGUUGAGGAGAGAUCUGUAAGCAGUAAAGUUUUGCUUGAAGUUUCUACUUCAAAUGGCUCCCUCGUGGAGAACACAAGUAUAUUGGAUGAAGACAAUUUCUCAGCUAAGAAUUCCAAAAACAGUACUUCAAGGAGAAAGAAAAGCAUGAAAAAUAGCAAAAAGAAACUGGUGAUCACAGAUAAUUUACAUAUCCAUGAAAAACAUGGAUCAAUGGCAUCACAAUGGUUCCGAUCUUUUAAAAUGGCCACUUAUACUCUGUUUCAGGCUUUUCGUCAGCCAAUCAUCUUGAGGUAAUUACCUAUAACUGCUUCAUUGGUUAUUUGGCAGUUGGGGCGUCACCAGUCAAUUCGUCCCUCUUUGAGUACUGUGUGUUCAUCUGGACAACAGAUGAAUUUGAUAAUUGCAUAAUAACCAGACCUCUUAAAUAUUGAUUGGUUGAGGUCUUGGAAUGGUUUGAGAAUGGAAAUGCUUCCAAAUGUGCUUUUUUAAGUCCUUCUGUUUAAUUGUUGGACAUCAUAUGUCUGUAAUGUUCUUAUUCUUUUCCACAAUAUUUUUCUGCUCUAAUUAUGAUUAUUUUUUAUUCAAUUUCUUCUUGGGAAGGCUAGACCAAUGGCUUGGUUUUUCUUGGCACAUGUGACUGUCCCAAACCUUUCGACCACCAUGUUUUAUUACCAGACAGAAUUUUUGAAAUUGGAAGCAUCCUUUUUGGGCACAGUGCGUGUUGUCGGGUGGUUAGGCCUCAUGCUUGGAACCUUCAUUUAUAAUCGCUACCUAAAGAAAAUGAAAUUGCGCAGAAUUCUCAUGUAAGUUUACAUUACACUGGUAUAUAUUGGGCCGUUUUUCCUAUUAACUUGCCAAUUUGAUUAGAUCUACAAAAUUUUAUGCAGGUGGGCUAAUGUUGGUUUGUCUAUCUUGAGUAUGUUAGAUAUAGUUUUAGUGUCUCGAUUCAAUGUUGCAUUUGGCAUAUCAGACCAGACUAUGGUGUUAUGCGGGUCUGCUCUUGCAGAUGCAGUCAAUCAAUUCAAGUAUGUGCAUUUUUUCUUCAGGAGUGUUCUUAUAUUGGUUAAGCAGUAAAAAAAUAAAUAAAUAUUGGUUAAGCAGAGCCAUUCUAGUUUUAGAAUACAUGUGCACUUGGACUAAUUUCCAUGUCAUUACAGGUUUAUGCCAUUCCUGAUCUUAUCAGGACAGCUUUGCCCUCCUGGAAUUGAAGGCACGCUAUUCGCCCUCUUCAUGUCGAUAAAUAACUUGGGUUCUACCCUGGGAUCAUUUGUAGGUGCUGGUUUGGCUUCAUUCCUAAACAUCUCUUCAGGUUCUUAUGACAACCUUCUUUUGGGCGUUGCAAUUCAAGUCCUCUGCACUUUCAUCCCAGUUGCUUUUCUAUUUUUGAUACCGAAGGAAGCUACAGGGAUAUCAGCAUAGGUUAUAGAUAAGCAUUCUAACUGAAAAUAGAUUGCAAGUUGAUUGAAUGAAACUGACUUCAUUCUUUGUCACAGAUACAAGAACUUAGGAUUCUGGAGAGCUUUUAUCACGGGAAAAAAAAAGAGUUAGAAAUGCAAAUUUGAAAAUCAAAAUAUUAUAUUUGCCAUUAUAUAGUUCCCCAUUGAGUUUCGAUUCGAGGAAAUUUGAUGUUUUUUCAACUUUGUACAACAACUCUGUAACAUUGUUUUGGAUGAUUAAUCAAUACAAAAAUAUGGGCUGCU